AUGGAUGGAACCAUGGACCUCUAUUCUACACCUUCGUUACAUAUCUCAAAUUGUGUUACCUUAAAGCUCACAGAGCAAAACUAUAUUAUCUGGAAAUCUCAGUUCGAAUCAUUUCUCAAAACUCAAGAUCUUUUUGGCUUUGUUAAUGGCGCUUUCAAAUCACCGGAGGAGAAGAUACCAAUCUGCAACAACAAAGACGGCAAGGUAGAAACAGUUCCCAAUCCGGAUUUUGAGAGUUGGUCGAGAUCUGACCAAGUCGUUAAGGCAUGGCUGCUUGGUUCAAUGACUGAGAAUGUCCUUGGACUGGUGGUUGGCUCUGCAACAGCUCAAGAGGUAUGGGAUACUCUGACUUCUCACUUUAACCGCACCUCCUCCUCUAGGCUGUUUGAACUGCAAUGCCGUCUGCAAAACUCUGAAAAGUUAGACAAAAAUAUGUCUGAUUAUCUUAUAAGUAUCAAAGACAUUUGCGACCAGUUAGCAUCCAUUGGUGAUCCUGUUAGUGAAAAGAUGAAGAUUUUCGCAGCCUUAAGAGGUCUGAGUCGUGAUUAUGAGCCAAUAAUCACGGUCAUUGAAGAUUCAAUGGAUCGAAGUCCUCAACCAACCUAUGAAAAUGUGAUUUCUCACCUAACUGGAUAUGAGGAUCGACUUUAA
This is a messenger RNA of Camelina sativa (false flax), 651 nucleotides long. Lineage: Eukaryota; Viridiplantae; Streptophyta; Magnoliopsida; Brassicales; Brassicaceae. The record is from RefSeq and is a predicted model, not a curated record.